Molecule: messenger RNA, 1554 nt
Organism: Aspergillus niger
Lineage: Eukaryota; Fungi; Ascomycota; Eurotiomycetes; Eurotiales; Aspergillaceae
Exons: 4
Coding region: 1-1554 (517 amino acids)
Biological process (GO): negative regulation of silent mating-type cassette heterochromatin formation; negative regulation of rDNA heterochromatin formation
Cellular component (GO): Rpd3L complex; Rpd3L-Expanded complex
Source: RefSeq, a predicted model, not a curated record
AUGAGACUUGAGGAUGGUGAUGACGAUGACGGAGAAGAAGAUGACGAGGAGGAAGAAAUUACCCGGUGUCUCUGUGGACAACAGGAGUACCCGGGUCUGCCUCCUUCUCGACGUGAUUUAAGUCGGCGCAAUGGUUUGCGAGCCGGCAUAAAAGAUGAGACAUUCAAUCUCGCCGCGGACGCAUCAGACCUGUUGCCAGACGAGAUCGGGAGCAUGUUCAUCCAAUGUGAUUCGUGCAAAGUCUGGCAGCAUGGUGGCUGUGUGGGGAUCAUGGACGAGGCUAUGAGCCCCGAUGAGUACUUUUGCGAAGAGUGUCGCAAGGACCUCCAUAAAAUCAUCAGCGAAACAAAUGGAUCAUAUUCGUCCCAAUAUCUUCCUGUCGCUCCUCCCCCUUCCACUGCUCCAUCGUCACGAGAGUCGUCGCGGGAAACAUCGAGACGCGCCAAGGAACCAAAACCACGACACAAUGAUCCUACCAAUCCUAAGAGGCGAUCAACGAUGAAUAGCCGUGAUGCGGCUUAUGACGAAGAAGAGCAGCUGCGACGGGCCAUCGAAGAGAGCAAGGAAGAUAACAAACCAGCUGGUGAUGAUAUUGCGGCCCGGAGGCCCAAGAGAAGUCGCAGUGACAGUGAAGCGCAAAAACAAACGACUAAGCGACAGCGCACGAGCUCUCCCUCUCCGGGCGCCGUUUCGAAAAGUAACCCUGCAUCUCAGCCGGUCUCGGAGGAUGAGUCGAAGAAACCUGCCACCAAUGGCGUCCGACGGCAGAGAGCUGCUUCACGCAGCCAGCGUGAUAAGGAAACCAAAGAACCCGAAGAACCUGAGACGGAGCAGCCAGAGGUUGCAACUCGUCGGAAAAGCCGAUCGGAGCGACAGAAGGGUGAUGACGCUGAGUCCGACCUUGAGACAGGAUCCCCAAUCAAGCCUAAUGCGAGCGAACCCGAGCCGAAGCAACCCAGUCCGGAGGAGACGCCUGCCCCUGCCCCCGAAGCUGCACCUUCGCGUCCGUCCACUCGCAAAUCCGGCCGUCCGCCUGCACGGCGUGGCGGUCGCAUCGGACGGAAUCAAUAUACUCGCGAUCGUGACACCAACGGCACCGACUCAACAACACGGUCGCCGCGGCGUGGACAAUCGCAUGACCUUGGAGGGGAUUCGCCGCGUGUGGGUGUCAACGGGACACACAUCAACAGCAGUGAAUCGGGCAAGCCCAGCCGGCCCCGCUACGUGAACCAACGAACCACCAUGAACGAGAUGAAGCGACGGGUGACGGCGAUCUUGGAGUUCAUUUCACGCAUGCAGGUGGAGAUGGCUGUAGCAGGGGAGAGCACCACCCCGCCGGGUAACGAUGACCGGCCGAACGGGGUCAGCCGACUUCUGAGCGAGAGUCAACUCCUCUCCAGUGCUAUAGAGAGCGCUGGCCUGGAGGGCGGUUCAGUGGCGCAACCCGCCGCAGAGAAGGAUUUCAAGGACCUCAGCAGCGUGGAGAUGAUGGAUGUGUUGACUCGUCAUCUCUUGAAGUGGCAGCAGGAGUAUGGCAAAUUUGGGGAACGGUGA